Messenger RNA from Mesoplodon densirostris (Blainville's beaked whale), 4182 nucleotides. It is a transcript of the gene MTR, whose product is annotated as 5-methyltetrahydrofolate-homocysteine methyltransferase. Gene Ontology annotation, biological process: pteridine-containing compound metabolic process. The transcript has 33 exons. The record is from RefSeq and is a predicted model, not a curated record. The coding region runs from base 366 to 4163 and encodes 1265 amino acids. Gene Ontology annotation, molecular function: cobalamin binding; zinc ion binding; methionine synthase activity. NCBI's taxonomy places the organism in Eukaryota, Metazoa, Chordata, Mammalia, Artiodactyla, Ziphiidae.
UUACUCAGAGCCUCGGCCCGCGCCUCGGCCGCCACGUCGUCCUCCUCUUCGGGUCUAUCCCGCACCCUCCCGGCGACCCGGCCUCCGGUCGCGCGGGUCUAGCCGCCAGGCCUUUGCCGAGGACAGGCCAGGUGGCCGAGAAAAAAGCACGUGCUUGAGCAGUGGUCUGGGCCAGGGGUCCGCCUGUCUUCGCCGCGCCGCGCCCGGGUCCUGAGGGGAGGCCCCCCCUCAUUGUCCCCCGGACUCCGGCCUUCUGUGAACCACUGGCCCCGCGCUGGCUGGCGUGGCUCUGGGCCGUCACGUGUGGAGGGAGGGUGCGUCUUUCCCGCCGCGUCCCCGGCCCGAGGAGGAGAGGACUCUGCAGCAUGUCCCCCGCGCUCCACGACCUGACGCCAUCCGCAGGAAUGAAGAAGACCCUGCAGGAUGAGAUUGACGCCAUCCUGCGGGAGAGGAUUAUGGUGCUUGACGGAGGGAUGGGGACCAUGAUCCAGCGGCACAAGCUGAGUGAAGACGACUUCCGAGGACAAGAAUUUAAAGAUCACGCCAGGCCCCUGAAAGGCAACAAUGACAUUUUAAGUAUAACUCAGCCCGAUGUCAUUUACCAAAUCCAUAAGGAUUACUUGCUGGCUGGGGCAGAUAUCAUUGAAACAAAUACUUUUAGCAGCACUGCUAUUGCCCAAGCUGACUAUGGCCUCGAACACUUGGCCUACAGGAUGAACAAGUGCUCUGCGGGAGUGGCCAGAAAAGCAGCUGAGGAGAUAACUCUCCAGACAGGAAUUAAGAGGUAUGUGGCAGGAGCUCUGGGUCCAACUAACAAGACACUCUCUGUGUCCCCAUCUGUGGAAAGACCAGAUUACAGGAACAUCACAUUUGAUGAACUCGUUGAAGCAUACAAAGAGCAGGCCAAAGGGCUUCUGGAUGGUGGGGUUGAUAUCUUACUCAUUGAAACUAUUUUUGAUACCGCCAAUGCCAAGGCAGCCUUGUUUGCAGUCCACAGACUUUUUGAAGAGGAGUAUGCUCCCCGGCCUGUCCUUAUUUCCGGGACAAUUGUUGAUAAAAGUGGGCGGACUCUCUCUGGCCAGACCGGGGAGGCGUUUGUCAUCAGCGUGUCUCAUGCAGACCCACUCUGCAUUGGAUUAAAUUGUGCUCUGGGUGCAGCUGAAAUGAGACCUUUUAUUGAAACGAUUGGAAAAUGUACAACAGCCUAUGUCCUCUGUUAUCCCAAUGCAGGUCUUCCCAAUACCUUCGGUGAAUAUGAUGAAACUCCGCACGUGAUGGCCAUGCACUUAAAGGAUUUUGCUAUGGACGGCUUGGUCAAUAUAGUUGGCGGGUGCUGUGGUACGACACCAGAUCAUAUCAGAGAAAUUGCUGAAGCUGUGAAAAACUAUAAGCCUAGAGUUCCACCUGCCACUGUUUUGGAAGGGCAUAUGCUACUGUCUGGUCUAGAGCCCUUCAGGAUCGGCCCGUACACCAACUUUGUUAACAUUGGAGAGCGCUGUAAUGUUGCAGGAUCCAGGAAGUUUGCUAAACUCAUCAUGACAGGAAAUUAUGAAGGAGCUCUGAGCGUUGCCAAAAUGCAGGUGGAAAUGGGAGCCCAGGUGCUGGAUAUCAACAUGGAUGAUGGCAUGCUGGAUGGACCAAGUGCAAUGACCAGAUUCUGCAACUUCAUUGCUUCCGAGCCUGACAUUGCCAAGGUGCCCUUGUGCAUCGACUCUUCCAAUUUUGCUGUGAUUGAAGCUGGGUUAAAAUGCUGCCAGGGGAAGUGCAUUGUUAACAGCAUCAGCCUGAAGGAGGGAGAGGAUGACUUCUUGGAGAAGGCCAGCAAGAUUAAAAAGUUUGGAGCUGCUGUGGUGGUUAUGGCUUUUGAUGAAGAAGGACAGGCAACAGAAACAGACACCAAAAUCAGAGUGUGCACCCGGGCCUACCAUCUCCUUUUGAAAAAACUGGGCUUCAAUCCAAAUGACAUCAUCUUUGACCCUAAUAUCCUCACCAUUGGUACUGGGAUGGAAGAACACAACUUGUAUGCUGUUAAUUUUAUCAAUGCAACAAAAGUCAUUAAAGAAACGUUACCGGGAGCCAAAGUAAGUGGAGGUCUUUCCAACUUGUCCUUUUCAUUCCGAGGAAUGGAAGCCAUUCGAGAAGCAAUGCAUGGGGUUUUCCUUUACCAUGCAAUCAAGUUUGGUAUGGACAUGGGGAUAGUGAAUGCUGGAAGCCUUCCUGUGUAUGAUGACAUCCACAAGGAACUUCUCCAGCUCUGUGAGGACCUCAUCUGGAACAGAGACCCUGAGGCCACCGAGAAGCUCUUACAAUAUGCCCAGACUCAGGGCAAGGGAGGGAAGAAAGUCAUCCAGACUGAUGAGUGGAGGAAUGGCCCCAUCGAAGAACGCCUUGCAUACGCUCUUGUGAAGGGCAUUGAAAAAUACAUUAUUGAGGAUACUGAGGAAGCCAGAUUAAACCAGGAAAAAUAUCCCCGACCUCUGAAUAUCAUUGAAGGACCACUGAUGAAUGGCAUGAAAAUUGUUGGUGAUCUUUUUGGAGCUGGAAAAAUGUUUCUACCUCAGGUUAUAAAGUCAGCUCGGGUCAUGAAGAAAGCCGUGGGUCACCUUAUUCCCUUCAUGGAAAAAGAGAGAGAAGAAACCAAAGAGCUUACUGGCACGAUAGAAGACAAGGACCCUUACCAAGGUACCAUUGUGCUGGCUACCGUUAAAGGCGAUGUGCACGACAUUGGCAAGAACAUAGUUGGAGUAGUCCUUGGGUGCAAUAAUUUCAGAGUUAUUGACUUAGGAGUCAUGACUCCAUGUGACAAGAUACUGAAAGCUGCUCUCGACCACAAAGCAGAUAUAAUUGGCCUGUCAGGACUAAUCACUCCUUCCCUGGAUGAAAUGAUUUUCGUUGCUAAGGAAAUGGAGAGAUUAGCUAUAAAGAUUCCGUUGUUGAUUGGAGGAGCUACCACUUCGAGAACCCACACAGCAGUUAAAAUAGCCCCAAGAUACAGCGCGCCUGUGAUCCACGUCCUGGAUGCAUCUAAGAGCGUGGUGGUGUGUUCUCAACUGUUAGAUGAGAAUCUAAAAGAUGAGUACUUUGAGGAGAUCAUGGAAGAAUAUGAAGAUAUUAGACAAGACCAUUAUGAGUCUCUCAAGGAAAGAAGAUACUUAACCUUAAGGCAAGCUAGAGAAAGCGGUUUCCACAUUGACUGGCUGUCAGAGCCUCCCCCAGUGAAGCCCACGUUCCUUGGGACUCGGGUCUUUGAAGACUAUGACCUGCAGAAGCUGGUGGACUACAUUGACUGGAAGCCUUUCUUCGACGUCUGGCAGCUCCGGGGCAAAUACCCGAACCGAGGCUUUCCCAAGAUAUUUGAUGACAAAGCUGUAGGUGAAGAGGCCAAAAAAGUCUAUGAUGAUGCCCAAAAUAUGCUGCAGGCACUGAUUAGUCAGAAGCAGCUCCGCGCCAGGGGCGUGGUUGGGUUCUGGCCAGCGCAGAGCAGCCAGGACGACAUCCACCUGUAUGCGGAGGGCGCGGCACCCCAGGCCGUGGAGCCCAUCGCCACCUUCUACGGACUCAGGCAGCAGGCCGAGAAGGACUCUGCCAACGCAGACCCCUACCUCUGCCUCUCGGACUUCAUCGCCCCUCUGCACUCGGGCGUCCCCGACUACCUGGGUGUGUUUGCCGUCGCCUGCUUUGGGGUGGAGGAGCUGAGCAAGGCCUACGAGGAAGAGUGUGACGACUACAGCAGCAUCAUGGUCAAGGCGCUGGGGGACCGGUUGGCCGAGGCCUUCGCUGAGGAGCUGCAUGCGCGGGUCCGCAGGGAGCUGUGGGGCUACUGUGGCGGCGAGCAGCUGGCCGUGGCCGACCUGCGGAGGCUGCGCUACGAGGGCAUCCGGCCGGCGCCCGGCUACCCCAGCCAGCCCGACCACACCGAGAAGCUGACCAUGUGGAGGCUGGCGGACGUGGAGCGGCACACAGGCAUUAGGUUAACAGAAUCGCUGGCCAUGGCACCUGCUUCAGCGGUAUCCGGCCUUUACUUCUCCAAUUUGAGGUCCAGAUAUUUUGCCGUGGGGAAAGUUGCCAAGGAUCAGAUUGAGGAUUAUGCUUUGAGGAAGAACAUGUCUGUGGCCGAGGUUGAGAAAUGGCUGGGACCCAUUCUGGGAUAUGUUACAGACUAACUUUUUUUUUUUGUUUUAA